AUGUCGCGAACGGCGCUCACGUUCCUCCCGCGAGCGCUCUCCGCCGCUUUCCGCCCCGCGCGCGUCGCGUCGAACCACCACCGCGUCCCCCUCCGCGCGAAGACGAUCGCGUCGUCCGCGUCCGCGUCGUCGCCGUCGAACCCGAACCCGAACCACGAGGGGGUCACUUCGAUCGCGAUGGAACUCAAGAGCGCGAACAAGGCGCACGGGGGCGAGGUCCGCAAGUACACGCACGCGUCCUCGUCCACGGGGACGGACAUGACGUUCAGCGUGUACGUCCCCCCCGCCGCGGCGCUGAGCCCCGUCCCGGUGAUCUACUACCUCAGCGGCCUCACGUGCACGGACGACAACGCGACGCAGAAGGGAGGCGCGUUCAAAGCCUGCGCGGACGCGGGCGUGAUGAUGGUGUUUCCGGACACGUCGCCGCGCGGCGCGGGCGUCGCGGGCGAGGACGACGCGUACGACCUCGGCACGGGCGCGGGGUUCUACGUCGACGCGACGAGCGCGCCGUGGAGCGCGAACUACAAGAUGUACUCGUACGUCACGAAGGAGCUCCCCGCGUUGAUCGAGGCGAACCUCCCGGCGGCGAGAGGAUUAAAAUCCAUCACCGGGCACUCGAUGGGCGGCCACGGCGCGCUGACGAUCGCGUUUAAGAACCCGACGGAGUACGCCGCGGUGAGCGCGUUCGCGCCGAUCGUGAACCCGUCCGCGGUGCCGUGGGGGAAGAAGGCGUUCGAGACGUACUUGGGCUCAGCGGAGGCGGGGAAAGACCACGACGCGUGCGAGCUCCUGAAGAAGCGCGGCGCCGCGUUUCCCGAGUUUGCCGACGUGCUCGUCGAUCAAGGCCUCGACGAUCAGUUCUUGACCGAGCAGCUGAAACCGGAGAACCUCGAGGCGGUCGCGAAAGAGGUGGGUCAGAAGGUGAGCGUGCGAAGGCACGCGGGGUUCGACCACUCGUAUUUUUUCAUCUCGAGCUUCAUGGAGGACCACGUGAAGUUCCACGCGAAAGCGCUCGCGUCCAAGGCGCAAGCGAUGGCGGACGCCGUGGACGUCACGGCCGACCCGGCGCUUCUCGCGGAGUUCGCGAAGACGGCGGGGAAGGACAUCGAGUGCAACGCCGCGGUCGCGUGGGGGCCGAAGCAACCGCUGACGAACGAAGUCGUGAUCGUCGCGCCGCCGAAAGCGGGCGAGGUGCGCGUGAAAGUCAUCUCCAACGCGCUGUGCCACACGGACAUCUACACCCUGGACGGGCACGACCCGGAGGGUCUCUUCCCGUGCAUCCUCGGGCACGAGGCUGGCGCGAUCGUGGAGUCCGUCGGCCCGGGCGUGACGUCCGUGAAGCCGGGAGACCACGUCAUCCCGUGCUACACCCCGCAGUGCAACGCGCCCGCGUGCAUCUUCUGCGCGUCGCCGAAGACGAACCUGUGCCCGACGAUCCGAUCGACGCAAGGCGCGGGCGUGAUGCCCGACGGCACGUCCAGGUUCACCGCGAAGAAGGACGGGACCGUGAUCAACCACUUCAUGGGAUGCUCGACGUUUUCGGAGUACUCCGUCAUCGCGGAGAUCAGCGCGGCGAAGAUAAACCCGCGGAUGCCGCUCAACAAGGCGUGCCUGUUCGGCUGCGGCGUCAGCACCGGCCUCGGCGCGGUGUGGAACACGUGCAAGGUCGAGGCCGGCGCCUCCGUCGCGGUGUUCGGGUUGGGCGCGGUGGGCCUGGCCGUCGUGCAGGCGGCUAAGAUGGCUGGCGCGGGGCGAAUAAUCGGCGUCGACCUCAACGAGGACAAGUUCGCGAUCGCGUCGCGGCUCGGGUGCACGGACGUCGUGUGCCCGAACGACCACGAGGGCAUCCCGAUUCAGUCUGUGAUCGUCGGCAUGACCAAGUGGGGCGUCGACUACUCCUUCGACUGCACCGGCAACGUGGAGGUGAUGCGAAGCGCGUUGGAGUGCGCGCAUCGCGGCUGGGGCGAGUCGUGCGUCAUCGGCGUCGCGGCGAGCGGCAAGGAGAUCGCGACGCGGCCGUUUCAGCUCGUGACCGGGCGCGUGUGGAAGGGCACCGCGUUCGGGGGUUGGAAGUCGCGGAGCGCGGUGCCGAAGCUCGUGGAGCGAUCUCUCGCGGGGGAGCUCCCGGUGGAUCACUACGUGACGCACGCCAUCGACGCGAAGGGCGGCGACGUGGCGGGGGCGACGAACGAGGCGAUCCACGCGCUGCACGGCGGCGAUUGCCUCCGCGCGGUCGUGACGUACCACAAGUGAUGAGCGAGGAGGAGGAGGAGGAGGGGAGAGAGAUCGCGCGCGAGGGAGGGACGGCGCGGCCGGCGGCGUCGUCCGUGCUCCUGGAAGUGCAAAAUGGAGGUUCGGCGCGUUGAAAAAAAAAAGUUCACCCU
Messenger RNA from Micromonas pusilla CCMP1545, 2384 nucleotides. RefSeq names its product formaldehyde dehydrogenase/S-formylglutathione hydrolase. Gene Ontology annotation, molecular function: S-formylglutathione hydrolase activity; zinc ion binding; S-(hydroxymethyl)glutathione dehydrogenase [NAD(P)+] activity. Gene Ontology annotation, cellular component: cytosol. The record is from RefSeq and is a predicted model, not a curated record. Gene Ontology annotation, biological process: formaldehyde catabolic process. The transcript has a single exon. Bases 1 to 2253 code for a protein of 750 amino acids. NCBI's taxonomy places the organism in Eukaryota, Viridiplantae, Chlorophyta, Mamiellophyceae, Mamiellales, Mamiellaceae.